ACACAAUCAUAUGCCAUGGACAAGAUGAACAAUGUGACUGAAUUCUUUCUACUUGGUUUGACGCAGGACCCAGAGAAGCAGAAAAUUAUAUUUGUUGUCUUCUUGAUUUUCUAUUUUGCAACUCUUUUGGGAAAUCUGCUGAUUAUUGUGACCAUCAAAACUAGUGAGGCACUUGGAUCUCCCAUGUAUUUCUUCCUAAGUUUCUUGUCCUUUGCAGAUGCCUGCUUCUCCUCAAGCACAGCCCCUAAGCUCAUUGUAGACAGCAUCUCUAAGAAGAAAACUAUCUCUUACAAUGAAUGUAUGACCCAGUUAUUUGCAGCACACUUUUUUGGUGUUAUGGAAGUCUUCCUCCUAAUUCUUAUGGCUUAUGACCGCUAUGUGGCCAUAUGUAAGCCACUGCAUUAUACAGUCAUCAUGAACCAUCGUUUGUGUUCAGUAUUAGUUGUUUGGGCUUGGAUAGGAUCUUGUCUCCAUUCAUCGGCCCAAGUCAUUCUUGCCUUGACUUUGCCCUUCUGUGGUCCCAAUGUGAUUGACCACUAUUUUUGUGACUUGCAACCCUUGCUGAGACUGGCCUGCACAGAUACUUAUCUGAUAAACCUGUUGGUUGUUACUAAUAGUGGUGCCAUAGCCAUAGCUAGUUUUGUACUGCUCAUUAUCUCCUAUAUUGUUAUUCUAUACUCAUUGAGAAACUACAGUGCAGAAGGGAAGAGGAAAGCCCUGUCCACUUGUAGCUCCCACAUCAUAGUGGUUCUCACAUUCUUUGGCCCUUGUAUAUUCAUAUACACUCGGCCUCCAAUCAUCUUCUCCGUGGACAAGGUUGUGGCCGUCUUCUAUACAAUUGGAACUCCUUUCCUGAACCCUUUGAUUUACACACUGCGUAAUGCAGAAGUAAAGAAUUCCAUGAAAAAGUUAUUUUGUAGCCGAGGGAGUUCAGAAAGCCAGUAG
Gracilinanus agilis (Agile Gracile Mouse Opossum) is the source of this 945-nucleotide messenger RNA. RefSeq names its product olfactory receptor 4C11-like. Gene Ontology annotation, biological process: G protein-coupled receptor signaling pathway. Gene Ontology annotation, cellular component: membrane. Gene Ontology annotation, molecular function: G protein-coupled receptor activity; olfactory receptor activity. NCBI's taxonomy places the organism in Eukaryota, Metazoa, Chordata, Mammalia, Didelphimorphia, Didelphidae. The coding region runs from base 16 to 945 and encodes 309 amino acids. The record is from RefSeq and is a predicted model, not a curated record. The transcript is spliced from 2 exons.